This is a messenger RNA of Fusarium tjaetaba, 984 nucleotides long. RefSeq lists its product as uncharacterized. Lineage: Eukaryota; Fungi; Ascomycota; Sordariomycetes; Hypocreales; Nectriaceae. The coding region runs from base 1 to 984 and encodes 327 amino acids. The transcript has a single exon. The record is from RefSeq and is a predicted model, not a curated record.
AUGAAACUGCAGGAUAUUCCCCUAGAGCUACGGCAGGCUAUAUUCGAGCUUAUCCUCACAGCUCCAGUGGCACCAUCAAGUCCUUCAGAGAGCCAACAUGGCCGUGAUCAGCUCCUUCACUGUCUUCGAGAUAUGCAAUGGGGAUGGAGACCAUAUGGUGUUUGGCAACAGACGCCCACGAACAAAGCGCUAAGCCUGCUUCUGGUCAGCAAACAGUUCUACGUCGAGAUCCAGGAUAUUUUCAGACGUCUUCCAAAUCACUACCACGUCGAUAUCAUGUUCGUAAAGAACUACGGGUUCUGGCCUACGUGGGAUAUUGCAAAGCGACCGACGUCACGCUACAUCAACAAAGUAACAGCGACGUUCCGUAUCUUUGAGCCGACCGACGACCUCGACGAUCGUUUCAAAGACAGCUUGAGCUUCCGAGGUGGAGAUGGAGGACCCGAGAGUGCCGCCUGGGCCCUUUAUGAACUCCUCGUAAGCUUGAUUCAACAUGGCCCUGGAUACAUCGGUCUCCCGAAUAACCAGCGCUUCAUCAUCAACGAAAUUGAGGUGAAUGUAAUGGCUCCAACCGACGGUGCCGCUCACACCAAGUUUUCUUGCAGGGAUAACGACAACCCGUGGUGGCUUCGCUUCAGUGGAAUCGAAUAUGGAAAGGAACUGGUACCCGAGGAACGACUCGCCAACUACAUGUUUAAUCGUUUGAACAUCGCUUUCAAGGCCGACCGUGAUGUCAGGCCAUACUCCAAAGAGUUGUACGAACACAUCUUAGGAAGUAUCACCUUUCAGCUCAAUGGAAAGGAGUGGAAGAAGAAGCGAAUAGACGAAUAUCUUGAUGAAUGCCAUCCCUCGACAUGGUCGCAAGGUUAUAGAAAUGGCUGGUGUCGCAGGACCCUCAGGCUGAGGCAAUGGUUAAGGAUGAUUCGUAGGGAACGAGAGAAGACGAGGAAAGCUCUGGAGCUGAAUGAUGAGCAACCCAAAUAA